AUGGCGAUCGAGAAGCCUGUGACGAUGCUAGAAAAGGUGGAGAAUUUCACGGCCAAGGUAUUGACAUGGGUGGAUACGAAAAUCUUUUUCAAACCCCCUCCCAAGCCGAUGCCCAGCAUCUGCGAUCUUCUCCCCGAGAUCAAGCCAUGGUGCGCGGUUUGCAAGGAAAAGUUCGAGCUCGAUAGCGCGGUGAAGCAGAUACCGUGCAAGCACUGUUAUCAUCUGGAAUGUCUUCGCGAGUGGAUGGAAAACAAUGAUUCGUGCCCGAUGUGUAGCGCAAAGCUCCCCAAGCCCAUUACCUUUCGUGCGAUAUGGAAAGCAGUGGAAGAGGAAACGCGCUGGUUAGGACAGUAG
Selaginella moellendorffii is the source of this 354-nucleotide messenger RNA. Its product is annotated as E3 ubiquitin-protein ligase RZF1-like. Bases 1 to 354 code for a protein of 117 amino acids. The record is from RefSeq and is a predicted model, not a curated record. NCBI's taxonomy places the organism in Eukaryota, Viridiplantae, Streptophyta, Lycopodiopsida, Selaginellales, Selaginellaceae. Gene Ontology annotation, biological process: ubiquitin-dependent protein catabolic process. Gene Ontology annotation, molecular function: ubiquitin protein ligase activity. The transcript has a single exon.